Aethalodelphis obliquidens (Pacific white-sided dolphin) is the source of this 5878-nucleotide messenger RNA. It is a transcript of the gene MFHAS1, whose product is annotated as multifunctional ROCO family signaling regulator 1. Gene Ontology annotation, molecular function: protein binding. Gene Ontology annotation, cellular component: cytoplasm. The transcript has 3 exons. The record is from RefSeq and is a predicted model, not a curated record. The coding region runs from base 24 to 3182 and encodes 1052 amino acids. Lineage: Eukaryota; Metazoa; Chordata; Mammalia; Artiodactyla; Delphinidae.
GAGGGUGUCGGCCCGGCCCCGCCAUGGCUGGGACGGACAGCGGGAACCUGAAGACGGUGAGGCUGUGGCGGGACGCCGCCCUGCGCGCCAGGAAGCUGCGGAGCAACCUGCGGCAGCUCAGCCUCAGCGCGGCCGGGGGCUGCCCGGGGACCGACCAGCUCGACUCUCCCGACGCGCCCCAGCUUGUGCUGCCGGCCAACAUCGGGGACAUUGAGGUGCUGAACCUGGGGAACAACGGCCUGGAGGAGGUGCCCGACGGGCUGGGCUCGGCGCUGGGCAGCCUCCGCGUCCUGGUCCUGCGCCGGAACCGCUUCGCCCGGCUGCCCCCAGCGGUGGCCGAGCUGGGCCAUCACCUAACCGAGCUGGACGUGAGCCACAACCGGCUGAGCGUCCUAAGCGCCGAGGUGGUGAGCGCUCUGCGCGAGCUGAGGAAGCUCAACCUCAGCCACAACCAGCUGCCCGCCCUGCCCGCCCAGCUGGGUGCGCUGGUCCACCUGGAGGAGCUGGACGUCAGCUUUAACCGCCUGGCGCACCUGCCCGACUCCCUCUCCUGCCUCUCCCGCCUGCGCACCCUCGACGUGGACCACAACCAGCUCACGGCUUUUCCGUGGCAGCUGCUGCAGCUGGCGGCCCUGGAGGAGCUCGAUGUGUCCAGCAACCGGCUGCGGGGCCUACCUGAGGAUAUCAGUGCCCUGCGUGCCCUCAAGAUCCUCUGGCUGAGCGGGACCGAGCUUGGCACCCUGCCCAGCGGCUUCUGCGAGCUGGCCAGCCUGGAGAGCCUCAUGCUGGACAACAACGGGCUGCAGGCUUUACCCGCCCAGUUCAGCCGCCUGCAGCGACUCAAGAUGCUCAACCUCUCUUCCAACCUCUUGGAGGAGUUCCCUGCCGCGCUGCUGCCCCUGGCUGGUCUGGAGGAGCUCUACCUUAGUCGCAACCAGCUCACUUCCGUGCCGUCCCUGAUCUCGGGCCUGCGCCGUCUUCUCACCCUGUGGCUGGAUAAUAACCGGCUCCGCUACCUGCCUGACUCCAUCGUGGAGCUCACGGGCCUGGAGGAGCUGGUCCUGCAGGGGAACCAGAUCGCUGUGCUGCCAGACAACUUUGGCCGGCUCUCCCGGGUGGGCCUGUGGAAGAUCAGGGACAACCCGCUGAUCCAGCCCCCCUACGAGGUCUGUAUGAAGGGGAUCCCCUACAUCGCAGCUUACCAGAAGGAGCUGGCUCAUUCCCAGCCGGCGGUCCAGCCCCGCCUCAAGCUGCUCCUGAUGGGCCAUAAAGCUGCAGGAAAGACCCUGCUCCGUCGCUGCCUCACCGAGGACAGAGUGGAGGGGAACCAAGGAGGAGGGGACAAGGAGAAGAGCCACCCGCCUUCACCUCCUCCCGUGAGCAAGGGCAUCGAGGUGACCAGCUGGACAGCGGAUGCCUCCCGGGGCCUGCGGUUCAUCGUGUAUGACUUAGCCGGGGAUGACAGUUAUGAGGUGAUUCAGCCCUUCUUCCUCUCCCCGGGGGCCCUUUAUGUGCUGGUGGUGAACUUGGCCACCUAUGAGCCGCUCCGCUUUCCCACCACCGUGGGCUCCUUCCUGCAUCGGGUAGGGGCCCGGGUGCCUCACGCCGUGGUGUGCGUUGUGGGCACGCACGCCGACCUCUGCGGGGAGCAGGAGCUGGAGGAGAAGUGUCUGGACAUCCACCGCCAGAUCGCCCUGCAGGAGAAGCAUGACGCUGAGGGGCUGAGCCGGCUGGCCCAGGUGGUGGAUGAGGCACUGGCCCGGGACUUUGAGCUCCGCUCCGCCAGCCCCCAUGCAGCCUACUACGGUGUGUCCGACAAGAACCUUCGGCGGCGCAAGGCCCACUUUCAGUACCUGCUCAACCACCGGCUGCAGAUCCUCUCCCCUGUGCUGCCCGUGAGCUGCAGGGACCCACGCCAUAUACAGCGCCUGCGGGACAAACUGCUCUCAGUGGCCGAGCACCGGGAAAUCUUCCCCAACCUCCACAGAGUACUGCCUCGGUCCUGGCAGGUGCUGGAGGAGCUGCACUUCCAGCCCCCUCAGGCGCAGCGGCUCUGGCUCAGCUGGUGGGACUCGGCUCGCCUGGGCCUGCAGGCCGGCCUGACCGAGGACCGGCUGCAGAGCGCCCUCUCCUACCUGCACGAGAGCGGCAAGCUGCUCUACUUUGAGGACAGCCCGGCCCUCAAGGAGCACGUCUUCCACAACCUCUCCCGCCUCAUCGACAUCCUCAACGUCUUCUUCCAGAGGGAUCCUUCCUUGCUGCUGCAUAAACUGCUCCUGGGGACCAGCGGCGAGGGCGAGGCUGAGAGCCGGGGUGGAAGCUCCCCGCUGAUGGCGCCGCCCGCCCCAAGCCAGGAUGCGCUCCGGGCCACCCAGCUCCAUCAUUAUGUGGAAGGCUUUCUGCUGCAUGGGCUCCUGCCGGCCCACGUCAUCCGGCUGCUGCUGAAGCCUCACAUCCAGGCUCAGCAGGACCUGCAGCUCCUGCUGGAGCUGCUGGAGAAGAUGGGACUCUGUUACUGCCUCAACAAAGCCAAGGGCAAGCCUCUGAAUGGGUCCACGGCCUGGUACAAGUUCCCGUGCUAUGUGCAGAACGAGGUGCCCCACGCGGAGGCCUGGAUUAACGGGACCAACCUGGCCGGGCAGUCCUUUGUGGCUGAGCAGUUGCAGAUUGAAUAUAGUUUUCCCUUCACCUUUCCACCCAGCUUGUUUGCACGCUACAGCGUCCAGAUCAACAGCCAUGUGGUGCACAGGUCGGAUGGCAAACUUCAGAUCUUUGCAUACAGAGGGAAAGUCCCUGUGGUGGUGAGUUACAGACCUGCCAAGGGGGUCCUGCAGCCGGACACCCUGUCCAUUGCCAGCCACGCAUCCUUACCGAACAUAUGGACGGCAUGGCAAGCCAUAACCCCCUUAGUAGAGGAACUGAAUGUCCUACUUCAGGAAUGGCCUGGACUGCACUACACUGUGCACAUUCUUUGUUCUAAGUGCCUUAAGAGAGGGUCACCGAAUCCACACGCUUUCCCAGGGGAGUUGCUGAGUCAGCCCAGACCAGAGGGCGUGGCAGAGAUCAUUUGCCCCAAGAAUGGCAGCGAGCGAGUGAAUGUUGCCUUGGUUUACCCACCCACACCGACUGUGAUCAGCCCAUGUUCCAAAAAGAACGUUGGUGAAAAGCACAGAAACCAGUGACUUUUAUGGCUGUGGAAUUUCCAUGGAGAAAAGAGCAUCAGAACGCACCUGGACCAUCUUUUGUACCCGGCAAACCCUCCACACUCCCUGGCGUGUUCUGUGAAUUUGAGUGCAUGUGUGUUCAGGGUGCUUUCAGGGAGGAAGCACACCUAGCCUCUAGACAAGGUGGGGAGAGGUGGGGCGGGGCGGGGGGGGCAGGAUGAGAGAGACUGUGGAGCAAAUGUUUUACAACCUGAACCUCAGAACUGUGAUCCUCCAAGGAGAGCGCUACUUGAAGAAAAAAAAAAAAAAGUCGAAUGGCUUCUCAGGGAUUUUAUUUUCCGUGCACAUAUAAGCCAUAAUUCCAGUACAGGUGGCAGUAUUUAGAGCACUCAGAUUUCAGUUCUGUUAAAUGUGAAAGAGAGAUCGACUGACCAUUCAUUGCUGUUCCGUAACUAGUGUAAAAUAUAUAUAUGUUUAUCUUUAUUUUUAUAAUAUGCAAAUACAUUUAAAUUUAUACAGUUUGAAGCUUCUAGAGUUAGUUCACACUGGGUGCAAUAUUCUGAUGAGAACUGUGCCAAGAUGGGGCUGAUUUCUUAUUUUAGUAUAGGACCUUUUGUUUAUUCUUUAAUUCUUUGCAGAUUAAAAAAAAGAUACUAUCUCUCUGCCCAUGGAUUAAGGGUUGGUUCAUAGAGUCUGACGAUAAUCAGCAAGAACUUUGAACAUGCAUUUCAGGUCAGGCGGUGUCCGUCCUUUUAAAUAAAGGUCCCUGCCUGUAACCUGUUGGGCAGGGUAGGAGGAUUCUUCCUUUUCUUUGCCCCCACAUAUCACUAGUGUUGGGCAGAGUCUUCCUUGCUCCGGGCUUUGUGAUGACUGUGAGUUGUUACUGGGUGAUAGUCUGACGGAGGCCUGGCGAUUAAGAUUCUUCUGGGGACAGGGAUCAAGGGAUCCACAAAUCCAAGGAAAAGCAGAGUUUUGCAAUAGCUUCAGAUAAUCAGGAGUCAGUUCUGAAGCAGGUAAAGAGCUCUGCUAGUAAGUCCUUUCUUUUCUGCCCCCAGAAAAGAGUCCGUGAAAUUUAGUAGAGCACUCUGAAAGCCUCCACAUCUGGUGUAAGACCGAAAGCUAGCGAGUUGCCUAACUGGAGAGCAUAAGCCCACAUUGGUUAUUUUAUAAAUACAGAGCCUCUGACUGGAUGGUCUACUGCCAAGAACUAGUAAAACCCUGGUUUUAAAACCUCUGCGAGGUAAAACUUAAAAAGCCAACCAACCAAACUGCUCUCUCUUCUCCUCCUUACCGGGGCCAAACAGCAUCUGCUGCAAUAGUAACAACAUUCUUUGAAGAGUGUGCCUGACUCUGUUUACAUCUGCCUCCUCUGCGUGUUGACUGAAAAUGUGUAGAACUGUUUCUCACCCCUGUAAGGCAAGAAAAAUGAGUCAGCUGGUAUUAUUCUUUUACUUCCUCUAUAAAGUAGUGACUCUUGGAAUGCCACAGUAUACAACGUCCCCACAUAUUUUUGAAAGAAGUAACAAGCAAGUGGCUGCAUUGUGAAAAAUCGCGAAUAAUUUUUGUAGAUUAUUUUGUGCCCCAGGAGGUAACUUUAUUAACUCCAGAACCUCAGUGAAACAAGUAUGACUUCUUAUAAUCAUAAAAUCAAAUGGGAUCAGACUAGUUCUGCAUUUUAAUACUUGAAUAUGACACCUCAAAUUUGCAUUUUCUUUUGGAACAGUCACGAGAUUCACCUUCUUAAUCCUUUUGUCACAGUUCUCCUGUGCGUGUGUGUGUGUGUGUGUGUGUGUAAGUGUAAACUGAAUGGUAACAUUUAAUUGCUUUAUGGACCAUUGAAUUGUUGGGCGUAAAUGUUUUUUCAAUCGGCACAAACAGUUCCUGAACUGUCAAAUUAACCGACUUUGACCAGGAAAAGACUUGUAAAUGACUUCAGGCUAACUCCCCAGGGGACCAUAUUAAAUGAAAAUAAAAAAGCUCCUUUGGGUGACAUACCCUGCAAAGUAUGUGCUCUUGUCAUGAACAUAGAUGCCCACAUUCUUAAUAUCUGCUAUUUUUGGACAAGUGAUGUUUUGUGCUGUCAUCUGAACCCUAGAGAAGCAGUAUAAGAAGAAAGUUUGGUGUCACAUAUAUUUUAGCAAAAAGGUCAUCAUGAUAGAGGGUCAUGUGACCAAAAGCAGCUCCAGAAAAGCUUGAGAACUUGCUUCACGGUUGGGGGAGGGUCGGAGAUACAGAAAACAUUCUGCUCUAUAGGAAUUUUCUUCAUUUAUGCAGGAAAUUCCAUUUUCUCUUUCAACACCUGGGAAGACUCAGCCGGGGAGGCUGACAGGCAAUUCGUAAGCACAAGGGGAAUCUUUUCCAACCAAGACGUCCCUGCCUCGCAAACAAAAGCCCUCCAAGUUUGUUAUGGUUUCUAUUCCUGCAUCUUGUGGUAUCAAAACCACUUCCUGGAAUUGUAAAAGCGCUGCCAGAACAAAUGUUUUUCCCUCUUGCAAGAAAAAACGACAGUGCUUGUAUUUCACACUUGUGCACUGGACUCUCUUGAAUGAAUAAAAUGGAAAGGGUUUGGUGUCAUUCCUGAUGAGGUGUGUGUUCUCUUUCAUGCCACAGUUUGUGAAUUGUAAUUGUGGUUUCCUAUUUAAUUGUCAUAACCAGGCAGAAAUUUAAAAAAAAAACAAAAACGUUUAAUAAAAACACAAAGAAAUAGUUAAGCA